AUGGCCCUUGACAGAACCUGGCUCCGUAUGCUAGCUUCUCUCCAAAUCCAGGACUCCAUUGCAUACGGAAAAGAGUUCGACUCCUACGAGAUUGUUGAAGGAGUGGUCCAGGUCAAAUUCACAGAUGGCUCGACAGCAAGGGGACAGCUCCUUGUUGGCGCAGAUGGGGUUAGGAGCAGUGUGCGAAAACAGCUCCAGCCAGAUCGCAAGCUGCUUGAUUUGGAGCGCUGGGUCAUUUGGGGCCGAACGCCAAUGAGGGACGACUUGAAAAAGGGAUUUGGAGCGCGAGACUUGUUGACUUGGUGCAUGUGCUUAGAUCACGAGUUUAACGUGCAGACAGUUGUCGAGCCGAUAACGUGGUCAAGGAGCGUUCGCAUCGAGUCUGAGGACAAGCUACCAGACUUCUCGGACUACAUAUACUGGGUUGUUUGCACCGCGGUGUCACAAUACAAGGAGGACUUGCCAAAGACGGCGGAGGAAAGGAAACUGUACCUGGCGCGAGUCUCGGAGACUUGGCAUCCUGCUCUGAGGCAUCUGCUUGAUUCCGCUGCGCACGAACUGUCCGCAUGCGUUCCCAUUCUCUCGAGCAAGCCAGACAUACAAAUGUGCUCGGCUGGUCGUAAUGGAAGAGUCACGCUGAUUGGCGAUGCAGCACACCCAAUGAGCCCCAUGGGCGGCUCCGGUGGGGAUACGGCCAUCCGUAACGCCGCAGACUUGGCACGGACACUUGCUGAAGAAGGUAUUACGGAGAGUAGCAUCAGGGGCUUCGAAGCAAGGAUGGAAGCAAGGGCAAAGGAGAAAAUUGAGCAUUCGUUUAGAGGUGGACAGAAGUUCUGGCGUGGUAAGGAAUGGACUGCGUACAAUGAGGUUGAGGUUUGA
Messenger RNA from Phaeoacremonium minimum UCRPA7, 879 nucleotides. RefSeq names its product putative cercosporin toxin biosynthesis protein. The transcript has a single exon. Gene Ontology annotation, molecular function: FAD binding. The coding region runs from base 1 to 879 and encodes 292 amino acids. The record is from RefSeq and is a predicted model, not a curated record. Lineage: Eukaryota; Fungi; Ascomycota; Sordariomycetes; Togniniales; Togniniaceae.